CGAGCUGUCAUAGAUUAGAGAAACCCUGGGACUUCAAACCGGCGCGCAAUGUGUUGCCAGUUUUAUCAAGCAAACAGACUAUGACAGUUGGAAAUAAACCCCUACAUACUUGUAGGAUGUCGAGAAUUUAGAGUAGAUUUAUUUCAUUAAACCGACACAUUUAUACUGUUUGAAUUGUAGUCUGGUGUAAAGUUUCUUAAUAAUUGGAUACAAAUAGUAUUAACCAACAAGUGGAAUUUGGUUUGGAAAGGGAAAAGGGAGGCAAAGUGAACUGGCUUCAGUUAUGGAAGAGCAAAAGGGUCAAAGUAGCCGGGAUUCGAGCGAAGGGGAGAGCGUUUCCCUGUCUCCGAAUCUGCCUUCUCCUCUGAUCCUGCCUCAUCCGGCGGCGCAGCAACCUCACAGAACCACUAACUUUUUCAUUGAUAAUAUUUUGAGGCCAGACUUUGGGUGCAAGAAGGAGUCCGGGAACAGAGACCGGGCGCAGACCUCAGGCAGAGAAAAUGUCAACCCUUUGAUAAUAAGGCCAUCUAACCCUAGCACACUUUGCCAGGAUUCAAACUGUAGUAGUGACAGCACUUCUUCUUCGUCUUCUUCUUCGUCUUCGCCGUCGUCGAAACAGAGCCAGUCAAAGCAAGACGAAGGUAAUGGAACUAAUACGACGAAAUAUGGAGAAAAUAACAACUCCACUAUGAUUGUGAGCUUAAAUAAUGGUGCCAAUGUGAAGAAGGACGCGCAGCCUCUGCUAUGGCCUGCCUGGGUCUAUUGCACAAGGUACUCAGACAGACCAUCUUCUGGUCCACGCACGCGAAAGUUGAAAAAAAAGAAAAACGAGAAAGAAGACAAGCGACCUAGAACAGCUUUCACAGCCGAACAGUUGCAGAGACUUAAAGCUGAGUUUCAGGCCAAUCGCUACAUUACAGAGCAAAGGAGGCAGACCCUGGCCCAAGAACUCAGCCUCAACGAGUCACAGAUCAAAAUCUGGUUCCAAAACAAGAGGGCGAAGAUCAAAAAAGCCAACGGCCUCAAGAACGGUCUGGCCCUCCAGCUGAUGGCACAGGGACUAUACAAUCAUUCCACCACCACGGUUCAGGGCGAGAAAGAAGACAGCGAAUGAUCUUGCUUUUAAAAUAUACUCUAAAGACAAUGAAAAAAGAGGAAACAAGAGAUUCUGAGGAAUAAACAAGCGAAUGGACUGAGACAGGUGCUAUUUAAAUCAAAUCUAUGUCUAUCCCAUAGUAUAUGAACUUAACUAUAAAUGACAAACAUUAUAAAAACAAUAAUAAUAAUAAUAAUAAUCUAUAUAUAUAGCCAAACACCAUAUGACGUUGUAUAUAUUUAAUUUCAGGUAAGGUUGUGUCUGGCAAUCCCUACUUGCUGGAGAUUUUAUCUUGUUGUUUUCUUUAUGAUGCUAUUGAUCACUGUUUUUAGUACGUGUCUGAUACAGAGAUUGUUUGUGAUUUGUCUUCCCCCGACCCCCAUAUGUUCACAAUUCUAUACAGACCGCGAUCCUGGACCGCCGCUAAAGCCAAAGAUGUCAUUAUGUUCAGAAAUAUGUAGUCUGAAAUAAAAUGUAGAAUGUGCUCUCGAAUGA
This is a messenger RNA of Polyodon spathula (Mississippi paddlefish), 1591 nucleotides long. Its product is annotated as homeobox protein engrailed-1-B-like. NCBI's taxonomy places the organism in Eukaryota, Metazoa, Chordata, Actinopteri, Acipenseriformes, Polyodontidae. Gene Ontology annotation, cellular component: nucleus. Gene Ontology annotation, biological process: regulation of transcription by RNA polymerase II; neuron differentiation; multicellular organism development. The coding region runs from base 284 to 1114 and encodes 276 amino acids. Gene Ontology annotation, molecular function: RNA polymerase II cis-regulatory region sequence-specific DNA binding; DNA-binding transcription factor activity, RNA polymerase II-specific. The record is from RefSeq and is a predicted model, not a curated record. The transcript is spliced from 2 exons.